This is a messenger RNA of Penicillium subrubescens, 522 nucleotides long. RefSeq lists its product as uncharacterized. The coding region runs from base 1 to 522 and encodes 173 amino acids. Lineage: Eukaryota; Fungi; Ascomycota; Eurotiomycetes; Eurotiales; Aspergillaceae. The record is from RefSeq and is a predicted model, not a curated record. The transcript has 3 exons.
AUGCGCUAUUUUACCCUCCUACUAGCUACAACAGCUUUGUUCGCCUCGGCCCAAGAGGUGACACCGGUGUCACAGAGCGCAGCCGUGCCAAGUGACAGCCCACAGUGUGCUUCUCAACAGAUUGUAGAUAAUUGCGUUGUGAUCAUGAAAAAGGCACUCCAAAAAUGCGCAUCAGAUAAUUGGGAUUGCAAAUGUUCAGGGUCGGCAAAUAUUGCAAAUUGCUACGUCAAUUGCCCCGAUAGCCCAGACUAUAUCGCAGCUCAAUCAUCCAGCGCCUCUGAUUGUGCUACUGCCAAUGCGUACGACAAGGGACACACGAUAGUACCCGACACAUGGAAAACGAUGGAUUUCCAUAACGAUGUCCAUGCAACCGCUACAAGCACUGCUGGCCCGACACAUACAGAUGUAAAGAUACUGGACACUCACAAAGAGUCUGUGAAGCCGUCCAAGGGAGCCGCAAAUGUUAAAGCUACGGGCAGCUGGCUUGCUUUAGUUGGUUUGGGUAUUGGGGCUUUCUUCUGA